AUGCAGAGCGUCGGGCACGCGCAGGGCGUCGACGCCAGCUCCGGCGCCGUCGGUCCUUGCGGCGCCAGCAGGCGGAGCGGCUUCCACCGCGAGAUGGCGCCGGAGGCGGGCGACGCGACCCGGUGCCUGACAGUGGUGCCCUUGGACGGCCUCAGGCAGCUCCUGCAGGAGCUCAUGCGGGAUCAAACCGCAUCCAUAAUCCGGGAGAUCAGGGUGGAUAUGGAGAUGCAGGAAGCUCCGAGGGACCUCUCCCGACAUUCUGGACAGGACUGCCAGCAGCGCGUCGAGAGGGGCUUCGCGGAGGACGGCAGCGCCCAGCGCGUCCAUCACAACGCCGCGAGCCGCACGCACGACGCCGCCGCGGCCGGCCCGGCGCGCGACGGCGGUGGCGAGCCGGGCAGGAGGCGAAACUCAAUCACGCCGCCAGAGGUGUUCCGGUCGGCGAUGCCCCAGGACAAGCACGCCCACACGACGCCCGAAGUGUUCGAGCCGGGUCGUCGGUCUUGGAGAAGCAAGGUGGAUAGCACGCUGGAGUCGCACCGCAUGGACAACACCAGUGCGACGCUGGCCCGCGCGGAGAGCUGCUUCGAGCAGUGGCAGAACAUGGAGGAAGUGGAGCGCCGCCGUACCGUGGACCUGAUCGUCAGGAGUAGAAUGUUCCAGUCCGUGGUCCUUGGCGUGAUAAUGCUGAACAUGCUGUUCCUGGCAGCAGCUGUCAAUUACGAGAUCGCCAGUGGACGAGAUCUGACGGCGGAUAACCAGCUAGCUUUCGUUGUGAAGUAUUUGUUUAUGGUGUUCUAUUUCGUGGAGAUGAUUCUACGAAUGACAUCAGAGG
This is a messenger RNA of Prorocentrum cordatum, 835 nucleotides long. The record is from the annotation of a GenBank genome assembly. NCBI's taxonomy places the organism in Eukaryota, Dinophyceae, Prorocentrales, Prorocentraceae.